GCAGUGGUAUCAACUGCACAGUACGCAUGGCGGUUUUUCCAGUUCGACCGAAGCUUUCGAGUGAACUCGAUCCUCUGCGGUGUGUGCAAUCCGUGCCAUAGAAAUUGAAGAUGCCUUUCCAGGCUCAGGAGGCCGCCCGCUGCCCCAAAUGCGGACACCAGGUGUUCGCUGCGGAGGAGAUGCUCGCCGGAGGUGCUAAGUGGCACAAAAUCUGCUACACCUGCGGAUUGUGCCGCAAGAGGCUCGACUCCACCAAUGCCACGGAGCACAACGGUAUGCUGUGGUGCAAGAUCUGCUACAGCAGGAAGUUCGGACCUAAGGGAGUCGGUUUCGGUUGCGGAGCAGGCACCUUGAACAUGGAUAAGGGAGAGGUGUUCGGUAACUUCGAAUCCUCCUCCAACAAGCCGAUGGAUCCCUACUACGGAAUCAACUCGAAAUUUUUCCAGUUCAAGUAAACUAGAAAAACCCGCCGCUAGCCCGACCGCAUGACAUUUCGAUCGGAGGAGGCUCCGCCGACUCUCGAUUUCCCGUCAUUCCCCAGCACAUCACCCAGAGGAGAAAGGUCCCGUCGAGCGUCAAGGCAGUGGCGUCAGACAGAGAAACCUGAACCUCGAGCAAACGUAUUCCUUAGCCAUCCACCGCCUACCUCUCCACCCUCUUCACCCCGCUUGUGAUUUGUACACUUUCGAGUACAGUCGGCUUUGGGUGCGCGGGAGGCCCCAAGAGGCGGACUCUGACGUCCUUGGAGCGAUGGGCCGACUUGAAACCGACUGGGCCGGGAAUCGCCCCGAAAGGACGUGUUGGGUCUACGCGAACGCCCAGCGAGUCGUUCUCAGUCGAAGCGCGUAGCGAGCCGCGCGGGGUCUUUUGGACGCUCUAAGCCGACGUGCCCACGAUGUGUCAACCGAUGAAAAUUUUCAACGGACAGCCAGACAACCGAAGGAGAUACUAUCCCGAUAUUAAAGAAUACGCAAUCCCAACGCUUAGCUCAUCCCAUUGUGUCCCUUGCGAGUAAUGAAAGUGAAAAUAGAUGAACGUGCAGCCAGCAACUUGUCCUCCCCGAGAUUUAUACUCCCCGAUGAUGAGAACAACAACAACAACAGCAACAGCUACGACGACGCCAGCAGCGAAGACCACCACCGAUUGCUUGAUCAAUCAUUACGACCAUUUCAACGACGAGUAUAUGUUAAGCAGACGAUAAGCAACCUAGAAGAAUGUGUCGAUGGAUAGAACGAAGGUGCGAGAAAACAGCAGAAGCGAUACGAUUGUACAGUGAGCGAGUCAUCUGCGGGGCUCUCUUACGAACACCGACUUUUAUCUUUUCAAUGGAGAGAAAGAAGAACAGCAGCAGCAAGGAGAGCCUUGUCCCCUCCUCUUUGUAAACAUUAACCACAUUGAUGGCGGUGAGGAAGCGGGCGCCUGCAGCGUGUCGCGAUCACCCUCACGUGAACGUGACGUGCCGCUGCGCCCACGACUGCUGUCUACAGAUGAAAAAGAUGACGAAGAAAAUAUGCGCAUGGAGAGAGGCAACAGACGAAAACGAAAAAAGAUGUUAAUAAACAUUUUUACUCUUGAU
Messenger RNA from Galendromus occidentalis (western predatory mite), 1576 nucleotides. Its product is annotated as muscle LIM protein 1. The transcript is spliced from 5 exons. Lineage: Eukaryota; Metazoa; Arthropoda; Arachnida; Mesostigmata; Phytoseiidae. Bases 111 to 455 code for a protein of 114 amino acids. Gene Ontology annotation, cellular component: cytoplasm; Z disc; nucleus. The record is from RefSeq and is a predicted model, not a curated record. Gene Ontology annotation, molecular function: actinin binding; structural constituent of muscle. Gene Ontology annotation, biological process: sarcomere organization; muscle tissue development.